Messenger RNA from Caenorhabditis auriculariae, 7187 nucleotides. Lineage: Eukaryota; Metazoa; Nematoda; Chromadorea; Rhabditida; Rhabditidae. The record is from the annotation of a GenBank genome assembly.
AUGAUUCCGUGGCUGCUGCCACUUUUGUGGCUCCGCGUCGCCUCGGCACAACAAAGAAUCGUCGAAGGCCCGCGCGACACUUUCUCCACGAUUGGGGAAACUGUCGUUCUGACCUGUAAAGUUGAAAACCAGGUUCGUAUGGUUUUUUUGAGAUUCAGAGCAAAGUUUUAAAAGUUAGGAAAAGUAAAAAGUAAUUUCCCCUGAUCCCUGAAGACUUCAAACUUUUCUUCUAGUCACGCCGAUGAACUUCUCGUGGAGUAAUCGGUGGCAAUCAUGUUACAUUCAGAACAAGAUUAAGACAUAAACAUAAGAGUUGCGUAUGGAUAUCUUUUCUCACACAUUGUACCUUUAAUCGCUCAUAGAAUUUUAUAAAAUUGCUCCAUCUGUGGGAGAACUAAGUUUCGAUUCUACGCCAGAAAUAUUUAUAAUUGUGUUAGUUAUUUAAAUCAUGAGAUUUUUUUGGGAAACUUUCAAAUUAUCUAAUCAUUUGAGUUAGUGAAGUUAGAACUUUUGCUUCAAAAUAUCGGCCAGAAAUUCCAUCGAUUGUCGAAAAAAAAAGUGAACCAUUUCUAUUUUUAUCGAAAAAGCUUUCUGGUCGCCGCCUUUUUCAAAAGAAUGUCCUCCUGCGGAAAACUUCUGCACACUGUUCCUGGUGCCUUUGAUUCAAUUACCGCCUCGUAGGACGCUGCAACACGCGGCAUUUGCAUAGAUUUACGGGCUCAGGCCAAACGAAAAUGUUCCAAAAGCCGUGUGGCCGCUCGGACUUUGGAAUUCUCACGAGACCAUUUUCGGCAGAUUUCUUGCUACAUGAAAGCAAACUCGAGUCUCAAGAUGUUACUGAGGAUUUCAAGGAAAACUUUUCUGAGUCGACUGAAAGAAAUUAACAACAGAUAGGAAAAAUCUGGAUGAAAAUCUGAAAAAAAAAAAACAAAAAGGAUUUUUUUUCGAACUCUCAUUGUUGUUACUUACAAGAAAAGGAGAUUCAAAUACCUUGUGAAGAAAAAAAAAUUGAAAGAUCAAUUUUUAAGAGUCUACAAGAAGGUAAUCAAAUAUUGUGUUCGAGGUUUCUUUUUUGAAAUUUCCGACUGGCAAGAAUAAUUUGUCGCUGUUUUCAAGAAACAACUUCAAAAAAAUUGUGAGCUGUUCAGGUUCAAACUUGUGAGAAGCUCCAUUGUCACUUUUGUUGAUUUUUUUUUUGUAGUUCAAAAGAGGUUGAUUCUAUUGAAUCUUUUAUUAUUAACAUGAACAUAACAUGUUUCAUUCCAGCAAGGACCAGUACAAUGGAUGAAGAACGAAUUCGGGCUGGGAACGGUCCGAGACAAGCCACUUCCAGGCUAUAAAAGAUACCGGAUGAUUGGCAGCACCGCUGCCGGAGAAUAUAAUCUUCAGGUUUACCGAUUCCGGAGUUCUUGUUUCCAAGAUUAUAGUUUUGCAGAUCGAAAACGCGACGCUGAAAGAUGACGACGUUUACGCUUGUCAAAUUUCAGCCACCGAUAAUGAUCCAGCCGUCGUUUCGAGAAGCGCCAAACUUACGGUUUUAGGUUAAUUUUAGAAAUUUCCGUUUCAGAAGAAAAAUCGGUUCAAGAAGUCAAAGCAUAGAGAAAGUUGUCUGCAACCAAGAAAUAUUUUUUCCAAAAAAAAAACUGUUACAUUUGAUUAUUCUUCAGGGCUAGAUUUUUUACUUGUAAAAAUAUUCACUCAUUUUGUUAGCUUUAUUUUUUCUCCUGCUAUAUGAAAGCAGUUGAAUUACAAAUCGCUAUCAAAACAGGCAUCAAAAAGCCAUAAGAGGAUUCCAAUUGGCGUCUGAAUAGACGAAAUAUUGAGGCCCCGGCAGUUGAGUCUAAGACAAAUUCACUUCAUUUAUCUUGCAAGUGAUGGUCGCUGAUGUGGCCGCCAAAUGCGGCACAGCUGCUGCCGGAUGAGUUUUGCCGCCGCGCAGCCGAGAUCUUUCCCCAAACGAUGUGUAAAUCUGUGUAAAUCUCGAAUUUUUUCUGAUGGUUGAUUGUGAAAAGUCUGUUGGUAGAUUCAUCGUCAAAAUAAUAUGAGUUUUGUUAGUAAGGUCAUCCGAUUUUCGAUCGACAUGACAGGAAAACGACAUGAAAAGCCCGUUUUCAGGCAGGGUAAUAUACUAUUUGUUCUUUUUCGAAAAAAAUUUUUGAGAGCUAUUCGAAGAAUGUUGACUAAAAGUUUUACUAUACUUCUGAACGAGGCUUGAAAAAAGUUACAAAAUUUUUUUUAACACAAUAUUUUACGAACUAUGUGAAGUUAUGAUCUUCAUUCUUUCUCUAAUGACAUUUAUAUAACUGAAAUUUUCAGCGUCAACUCAAAACAUAAAUUUUGAUGGAGAAACGGAGCUUUUUUCAGUCCAUGACUCCCAUUUUUUCGCUUUCUCUAACUGCUCCAAAUCACAAGUGUUAGACGACUCUCAUACGAUCACAACGCAAUUGACAGAAACAUUUUGGAUUUGUGUCCGGCAGUCCAUCGGUCGGUGUAAAUCACGUUGGCGACACGCAUCUCCUUGACAUAAAACAACUACGAGCCGUCAAACGGAUUCGUCUUGCGGCUAAUUGCAAAAACUAUGCAUCGCAUCCGACGCGGCUCUCACCCAUUUUCACGCCACAAAAAACCAAUCUAAACGCCGACGUUUCUCUGAAACGCUUUUCUCGAUUCUCGAAAUGUUGUUUGAAAAGAAAAGAUUGGAUAAAAAUAGCGGAUUGACAUCAAAAACUAUGAAAUGUUGUUUUAUAGUGAAACCGAGCCCGCCAAAACUUAACAAGGUUCAUCAUUCUCUGAAAGCGAUCGCAGGAGAGAAAAUCACGCAAUCUUGUGUUUCAAGAAAAAGGUAAGAAAUAGGAUGAUAAUUUUUUUGAUGGGAAACGUCUUUUUUUGCUUGAUAAAAAGAAAGCAAAAACUUCUAAAAGACAUAGUGAAAAAAAUUUUUUUUUCGAAAACAUGGAUUUCCAAGGUUUUAUGAAAGCAAUUCAAGAACCUUGAAGACCUUUCACACAAUUCAAAAUUUUCGAGCCAUGCUGUUUCGCCUAAAAAAUUAGCAACAUUUUAAUGGGCUCUUGAAACGAUUUAAAAAAUGAUCUGAAAAAAUGAAAACAAAUGUUUACAGGAAAGCCUCCUCCGCGGCUUGGUUGGGCACUUGCUGACGAUUCAAAUGGUGUGAAUAUUGUAACUUGGCUCGGAGAAACUCGCUCAAAAUUCGGGAGAAUAUAUUGUGAGAGUCUUUUAGUUCUGUUUAUCAAAAGAAUACUUUUCUCAGCUAACAAUGGAAUAGCGCAAGAGUCUGUGAUGGCGGACAUAACCGAGUCAAUCCAAGUAGAGAGCGAAGGUUCUCAUGGGAGGAACGACUCCAACGUCUACAGUAUCAUCAGCAACAUUUCGUGAGUUCAAUUUCAACAAAUGAAGUUUUCAAUAAUGAAUUUCAGCUUUGUUUUGCGGCCUGAAGAUGAUCAAAAGUACUUGGUAUGCAUGAGUCAACAUGAAACUUUCUCAGACACUGUAAGAAAAGUCAGAAAGACGAAUUCCUAACUUUCAUUUUCAACAGGCUCAAACGGAUUCUCUGAAGCUGUCUCUUCGCUAUGCACCUAGAGUGAACCUGACGAUCGCUUCGAAACUUCCAUUGAGAGAAAAUGGAUCAGCUCUCUUGGCUUGUAAUGUUGACGCGAAGCCUCUGGAUAACAUCAAAAUCGCGUGGUUCAAAGGAGACGAUAAACUGAGGGAUUCGACAGAUGUGAGAAUUUUUUUAUUUUAUGAUCCAAUUCAAAAAUUUUCAGACACUUGCUGUGGAAACACUGCAAAUGUCGGAUCAUGGAAAAGAGUUCCAUUGCGAAGCUGCCAACGCGAUCGGCAAAACUCGGGGAAGUCUCAAAAUGAGCGUCGCAUGUAAGUUUCUGCAAUAUAUUUUGAUAUCCAGUUGGGAGCUCAACGAAACUCUGCUAAAAUGUACUUCGUGAGCUUUUCGUUCUAACUUAUGCCUUUUUUUUUAGUUCCGUUCAAUCUUUUUUUUUACAAAAAUCAAAAAUGUUGGACUUUCUCCUUAAUUUGCAACCCUCAAGGCUGUAUUACUCAACUUGAUAGCAUAUGUAUAUAUACAUAUAUGUGAAAUAAACUUGCGAAAGGGAUAUAUGGAUACCUCAGAAUACAUUUUCACUGAAUUUCCUCAAACUUUUUUUAUCCGAAAGAUUUAGAUUCACAAUAAUUUUUUUGGAGUUUUUAUUUACGAGGCCACACUGAUACUGUAAUUUUUAUUUCGAUUAAAACUAAAUAUUUCGGCUUGAAAGUUUGAGAAUCGGAUUUUAUUUCCAAAACCUCAUAAAACGCAUUCCAUUUGACAAACGCAAAAAAACGCAUAGAAUGGUAUUACAAAUUGGAUUAGGACAGUUCUAAAGCGCGUUCGUUCGAGCAAUCCAUCAAAUUUCUUGAUAAACAUACGUGUUGUGGGUGGAUUACGCAUAACUCAUCAAAUAUUCAUCUGUGGACCGCUUAAGCUCGAGUGCAAGCUGCAAAUUGAUGUAGGGUCGAGCCGAAAUACCGAGGAACACAUGCACGCGGCUCAUUUAUCUUGCGCGUCCAAUUGUACGACUCACCUUGUGGAUUGAAGGAUUGAAGACCAAUCACCCACAUGAAACACAGGGUCAUUUUCCACGUCGUUUCUCAAAUGACAAGACCGAUUUCGAGAAAAAAAAACGAUACUCCAACUUGCUGAAUACUUCUUAAUGAAACAGAUUGCUUCAUGGUUGUCGCAAUAACCUUAUCCAAAAAAAAUCAAUCCAAGAAAACGAUUACCGUUCAGACCGUUUUUUUCUAUUCAUCGCUACUUUGAGACAUAAAAUACUUUAGAAGCGUCUAAAACGCUUUUUUCACUUGAUUUUUUUGUUGAUCAAAAAUUUUUUCCUUAAUCUUCCAAUUUUUGCGUUAGACUCAGAGCGAUUCGCGCGUGCAUAGAUCGUAAGGCGUUUGAUAAAACUGUUCAAAAUCAUUUCCAAUGGAAAUUUUUCCAGUUGGUGCAAGAAUAAUGUCGACGCAACAAGACAAGGAAGUGAACGAAGGCGACACAGCGAGCUUCCAUUGUGCCACGGUAGGAAAUCCACCGCCAACCGUAUUUUGGACAAAAGGAGGCAGCGAUCAAAUAAUCGGCCGAGGAGAAAAGUGAGUCCAAAAAUGUUUAUUUUUUGAAACAAAAGUUUUAGUUUGACCAUCGAGAACGUCAGAACUUGGCAACAAGGAGAGUAUAUCUGCACGGCAGCAGUUGAAGGCUUCAAGAGAGAAGCUUUGUCUCACUAUCUCCACAUUCGCGGUACAGUUAUUAAACAAUAACUCAGUCGUUCUUUCUGAUGCAGGUCCACCCACGGUGACAAUGGGAGAUGAGUUAUCAGCCGCUCUGGACGACUCAAUUGAGAUUUCCUGUCGGAUAAGUGGUCGACCGAUCACUUCUAACAUCAGAUGGAGCAAAAACGGCAAAGAAAUCAAUUUCGCCAACGGCAGAACUCAGGUGGAAAUAUUUUGCUGGCUCUUGAUCAUAGAAAUCUUUCAGGUUCAUCAAGUUCCUCAGCCAUAUGGAGUUGAAAGCACUAUGAAAAUCAAGAAUGUGAAAGAAGAAGAUUUUGGAAUUUACAACUGCACGGCUAAUAAUGGGCUUGGCUCAGACGGUCGUGGAAUUCGAGUGAAACAAAGAAGUUUUGUAGACUUACUAGGUUUGAUUUUGACCUUAAAUUUCUGAAGAGGUUGCCAAUUUUCUAGCGGACGUGGACCAAACGGUCGCUCUCGGAAUUCUGACGGCAGCUCUCCUUCUGCUCAUCUGCUGCUGCUGCUUCUUCAUUUGCAGGAAUGCCUGCUCCUCCAAAAAGUCGAAGUUUAUAGGUAGGGAAAGCAAGUUCAGGGGAGUCUUCAUUGAUUCUGUGUAGGUUUAGAUGAUCAAUCUGACGUCACCGUCAAAUGCGAAGCUUUGGACGGUCAAUUUUUCCCAGAAAUGUAUAGCAGCAGCCCAGUUGAUAAUGGGAACUUGGUUGGAUCAAAGGUUGGAUUUUUCCAAUAAAUUGAGAAUAACAUAUUUUAUUUCACUUUGGGGUAUUUUUAAAUUAUAGCUUUAAAACAGUUCAAAAAAAGGGGUAAACUAGCCUGGGAAGAUUUUUGUUCUUCAAGAAGAGCAAUAACUCUAGCACUUAAAAAUUGUGGCGACUUUUUGGAAUAAUCUCAAUUUCGGAGAAAAAUUUAGAUUCCCCCUCCUCCCCCCAUUCCUCCUCUAUUGAGAACUUUCGAGAAACUAUAUAACAUUAGACAUCACAAUCGUAUAUUUCCAGGACUACAUCUCAAUACCGCAGAACAAUCCUGAUCUCGACUACUUGGGUCCUCCAUCAAGUUUUGGCGCCCCGCCUAAUCUAUAUCCAAAGUACAUCAAUGGGUCAACCAAUGAGUAUAACGUCAUGUGCGGACGUUACGAUCACUCCUACGGAUCAUUCGGUUCUGGACUCUCUACUGGAGGUAAGCGCACCUCUUUUUCUUGGUCUUCCUCAAAUUUUUUUAGGCAACUGUUUAUUCAAUUUUCUAUUUGAAAAGUAAAGGGAAGAUUUCAAAGUUCUGAGAUUUUGUUGGAACAAAAGUUUGACAUAUUUUCGGGAGCCUUGAGUCCAACAGAAACAGUUUUUCCCACUGGGUCAGAUUUUUUUCAAUCAUUCAAACAAGGUGCUCCAAAUUUUCAGUUUUUCUAAAAGGCUGUGACCCUAUCAUUUCGUCACAACUUUUUAUUUAUUCGCAAAAAUGAAUUAUUUAUGCACUAAUACCAGAGGAAAAUUCUGCUUAUUCGGACUUCAUAUAAGUUUGCUGUCUUCAAAAUCAACUUUUUGAGAAACUUUUUCGAGACUGUGCAAAAAUCUGAGACUAGAAAGAUACCAAUUUUAGUGGAAAAUGUUAUUCGGUAAAAAAGUAUUUUGAUAUUAAUCAUUUGCAGGUUUCAAAGACUACAGAAAAGAAUACUCGAAAAAAAAAAUUAACUUGAGAGUGCUUAAAGAUAAUUUUCGACAUUUUCAGGUCUUUCCGACAUGUACGGCAUUGGAGCGAGCGACAAGAUGCCAGUAAUGGAAACUUUGCAAGAAGUCGACACACCGAAGGCCUCCAAUUACAACUUCCUCGCCUCGCCAGGGACCGGCCGACCUAUGAGCCGCACAUCCACCCACGUGUAA